This is a messenger RNA of Ipomoea triloba (trilobed morning glory), 898 nucleotides long. RefSeq names its product protein MIZU-KUSSEI 1. The record is from RefSeq and is a predicted model, not a curated record. Gene Ontology annotation, biological process: hydrotropism. Lineage: Eukaryota; Viridiplantae; Streptophyta; Magnoliopsida; Solanales; Convolvulaceae. Bases 62 to 874 code for a protein of 270 amino acids. The transcript has 2 exons.
UCCCUUUUCUUUAAGCUCACAUUAAUUUCUUCAACUUUUGAUCGAUCAAGAUUUCCAUCCAAUGGCUAAGAUCAACGCUCUCCGCCGCCUGUUUCUGCCGUGCUUCACGCCGGCCGCCGCCAACCACUCGCUGCCGAUCACGGCGGCCGCCGCCACCCCCAAGAAGCGGCUGAGCACUUCUCUCCGGGAUGAUCUGGACGACCUGAAGGCGAGGGGGAGAGGGAGCAGUUAUAGUAAUGUAGGGGAGGAUUAUUCGGACCCGGAUAGCCCGACGUGCGGCGCGGCUUCCGUGAGCUCGUACUCGGCGGCGGCGGCGGCGGCUCAGCCGCGGUCGUCCAAGACGAUGGUGGUGGGGACCAUCUUCGGGCACCGGCGCGGCGGCCACGUGUGGUUCUGCGUCCAGCACGACCGGCUCAACACCAAGCCGUAUCUCCUCCUCGAGCUGUCCAUCACCGCCACCACGCUGACGCAGGAAAUGGGCGGCGGCUUGGUCCGCAUCGCGCUGGAGUUCAAGGACGAUGACAACGGCGGCGGCGGCGCGGAAUCGGAGCUGAGCCGAUGCCCGCUCCACGCCAUCCCGCUCUGGACCCUGUUUUGCAACGGGCGCAAACUCGGGUUCGCGGUUCGGAGAAAGCCCACGCAGCAGACCCGCCUCAUGCUCAAGACAAUGCAGUCGAUAUCAGUCGGGGCGGGCGUGAUCCCGUCCGGGUCCGGGUUCGGGCCCGGCGACGACCCGGAAGAGCUCAUGUACAUGCGCGCCAAUUAUGAGUGCAUAAUCGGCGGCGCGGAUUCCGAGUCGUUUCAUUUGAUCAACCCGGAUGAAGGCCCGGGUCAAGAAUUCAGUAUCUACUUGCUCCGGUCUAGCAAUUCUUAAUCAUAGGCGCAGAGUGCAGAAUCU